CACAUGAUUCUUCAGGCGGCUUUGGUUCUUUUUUUUUCAAACUGCAACUAGUUUUUACCCGUUAAUACAACAUCUUCUAUCUCUAUAUUAAACACAACGACCUAACGAUAUUACAACAGUAAGCUCUACAUACCUACCUUACAUCUUCUAUCAUAUUGUUUUAUAGUCUAUCCUGAGAAAACCAGAGUAGAAAAAGAAAGCACAAAACUUUUUCAGAUUCUUUGGAAUGAUGAGAUGGGGAAGAAAUAAACCUCUUUCUUCUUCUUCUUGGUUUUCAAAGUUGAGGGGUUCGCCUGACUUGAAACCUGCAAAAGAGAAGAAACAAGAUGAUGGUGAAGCUAGACAUAACAUGUCUGCAAAAGAGAAGAAACAAGAUGAUGAUGAAGCUAGCCAUAACCUGUCUGCAAAAGCUUCCUUGAGUUCUACUACUAAACGUCGAAAUGAUAUCCAUGAGAGAAGCAAAAGCUUUCAGAGAGCAUCAGUAGAAAAAGAGAACGCUGCGUCAAGGUCAGCAGAUAUGGAGUCAAAGGAGAAGUUUGAAGAGAUAAUGAGCAGUGUGCGGAAGAAAGUAAGAGACUUCCAAAGAGAGAUGCGUAGCUUUCUGAAAGUUCGGGCAUUGGACAGAGACAAAGAAACUGUGAUCAUGACGCCAAGAACUCGGCUGAACAGAGAGAAGCAUAGAUGUGAGAGACGUGACCAUAGGCUUCUCGAACAAAAGCCAAAGAGAUCAGAACAAGAGGCAGAGGUCAAGACCAAAAAACCCAGAAGAAGGACAGGUACAUGGAGUUUCAGCAGAGAAGAUUCUGUAACUCUUGGUCAUACCGAAUCAAAACCGGCUCAUCAGUGGCAAAAGCUCAAGGAAAUAAAACUAAGAGAAUUAAAGCUGAAGGCUGACCAACAGAGGAAAUCUCUGUACCUAAGAAGGGAGCUAAACGGAUUAGGAACAAAAGAAAGCAACAAGGUAAGAGUCUUUUCACCAAGAGCAUCUGAAAAAUGCAGAGUUAAAGCUAUUGAAGACUUGAAGAAGUCUAAACUUAGAGCACGGGAGCAGCAGGAGCUUGUCAUGGAAGCAGCAGAUGAACGAAGGGAGAACAAAAGCGUUGCAGUGGUGAAAUGCUCAACCGAUCCUAAGAAGGAUUUUAGAGAUUCAAUGAUUGAGAUGAUUAUGGAGAAUGGUAUCAACCACCCUGAAGAACUCAAAGAGCUUCUGGUUUGUUAUCUAAGACUCAAUAGCGAUGAAUAUCAUGAUAUGAUCAUCAAUGUGUUUCAGCAGGUGCAUAGUGAUUUAAACUUUCACUAGUACUACUACAGAACAGUAAUAUAAAGAACCGUG
Messenger RNA from Eruca vesicaria subsp. sativa (arugula), 1333 nucleotides. The record is from the annotation of a GenBank genome assembly. NCBI's taxonomy places the organism in Eukaryota, Viridiplantae, Streptophyta, Magnoliopsida, Brassicales, Brassicaceae.